UUAUAGAUGUGUUGUCUGGCAAGGAUGGGACUGUGAAAUGGUCACCAACAUCCCUGUCAAGAUCACAGAAUGCCAGGUUCUGACCCCUGUAAUGGUUCCACCCAGUGCUGAUGUGGUGCUACCAUGUUCCUCUGGACCUACUGCAGAGGAAGUCAAGAAUGUAACGGUCAGCUGGCAGCUGGUCACAGGGAAGCAGAGGACUGUCAUCCUUCGGUAUCCUCCGUCAGCACCCGUGGGUCCUACUGAACAGGUCUUGCAGGGACGAGUCAGAUUCAGUGGAAAUCCCCAGGAGGGCGAAGUAGCCCUAAAUGUGUCAAAAGUGACAGACACUGAUACCAACUGGUAUCGCUGUGACCUGCACACGCAGAAAACUCAAAGUUGCUAUGAAGUGAGGCUUGAAGUCAGAGAAUCUCAGUCAGCAGCCAUCACAACAGCCGGCCCGGUGACAGUUAUUACGGAUCUCACAAAUAUAACACCAACGACAACUAUCAGAGACAAUGAAGAGGACAGUGGGAACCGAGGCAGUGGGGCUAUGGUUGUCACACUGGUCUUCCUGUUGUCCACGUGUCUCAUUGCAGUGGCAGCGGCGCUGAUAAUCUGCUUCCUGCGAUACAAAGGGGCAAGAGAAUCAAGGAAUUUUGAUAUGAUUAAUCUUCAGGAGAGUCCUUAUUCCAACGUAGACAUUCGAAACUCAGUUCUGAACACGUUUUAUACCUUGGCUUACUCCGAAGAUAGGUGUUGUGAGCAGCACACUUGAAAACAGAC
Molecule: messenger RNA, 765 nt
Organism: Scleropages formosus (Asian bonytongue)
Lineage: Eukaryota; Metazoa; Chordata; Actinopteri; Osteoglossiformes; Osteoglossidae
Exons: 7
Coding region: 38-757 (239 amino acids)
Source: RefSeq, a predicted model, not a curated record